This is a messenger RNA of Schistocerca nitens (vagrant locust), 801 nucleotides long. RefSeq lists its product as uncharacterized. NCBI's taxonomy places the organism in Eukaryota, Metazoa, Arthropoda, Insecta, Orthoptera, Acrididae. The transcript has 2 exons. The record is from RefSeq and is a predicted model, not a curated record. Bases 1 to 801 code for a protein of 266 amino acids.
AUGAGACCACAACAACAACAACAACAACAGCGCCAACAACAACAACAACAACAACAGCGCCAACAACAACAACAACAACAGAGCCAACAACAACAACAACAACAGAGCCAACAACAACAACAACAACAGAGCCAACAACAACAACAACAACAGAGCCAACAACAACAACAACAGAGCCAACAACAACAACAACAACAACAACAACAACAACAACAACAACAACAACAACAACAACAACAACAACAACAGAGCCAACAACAACAACAACAACAACAGAGCCAACAACAACAACAACAGAGCCAACAACAACAACAACAACAACAACAACAGAGCCAACAACAACAACAACAACAACAACAACAGAGCCAACAACAACAACAACAACAACAACAACAACAACAGAGCCAACAACAACAGAGCCAACAACAACAGAGCCAACAACAACAGAGCCAACAACAACAGAGCCAACAACAACAGAGCCAACAACAACAGAGCCAACAACAACAGAGCCAACAACAACAGAGCCAACAACAACAACAGAGCCAACAACAACAACAGAGCCAACAACAACAACAGAGCCAACAACAAAAACAGAGCCAACAACAAAAACAGAGCCAACAACAAAAACAGAGCCAACAACAAAAACAGAGCCAACAACAAAAACAGAGCCAACAACAAAAACAGAGCCAACAACAAAAACAGAGCCAACAACAACAACAGAGCCAACAACAACAACAGAGCCAACACACACUGAGUAGGAGGAAUGACAAAUUCAAACUUCCAGUCAACCUUCUUAAAUAA